CCGAGGCUGGGCUAGGGGGCCCCGGGACCCAGCACACCAGGUGCAACUGCCACUGCGCUUGCUGCCUGUCACUUCAGGAUGAAGGGCGAGACCCCCGUGAAUAGUACUAUGAGCAUCGGGCAGGCCCGCAAGAUGGUGGAGCAGCUGAAGAUCGAAGCCAGUCUGUGUCGGAUAAAGUGCCGCCAACCCCCUCCGGGCGACCAGGUGUCCAAAGCUGCAGCGGACCUGAUGACGUACUGUGAUGCCCACGCCUGCGAGGAUCCGCUCAUCACGCCGGUGCCUACUUCGGAGAACCCUUUCCGCGAGAAGAAGUUCUUUUGCGCGCUACUGUGACCCCGCCCCUGCCCCGCCCCUGCCAGAUAGCCCCGCCCCCUCAUUGCGGGCUCUGGGAGCCAGCUUGGGACUAGGAACAUGCCCCUCCCGUCUGCUCCCAGUGCCCCGCCCCCUGCCUACCCCACGAGGCCGUCUGGAGCUUGGAACCCGCCCCGCUAUUGGCCCCACCCACUGAGCCCUGCCCCUCCUUGGGCCUCGCCCACUGUGGGUACCCGCGCUCUCCCCUACUUGCAGCCGCUACUUGGGCAAUAAAAGUCGUCCAGAUCC
Messenger RNA from Cavia porcellus (domestic guinea pig), 600 nucleotides. RefSeq names its product G protein subunit gamma 3 (gene Gng3). The transcript has 3 exons. NCBI's taxonomy places the organism in Eukaryota, Metazoa, Chordata, Mammalia, Rodentia, Caviidae. Gene Ontology annotation, molecular function: G-protein beta-subunit binding. Bases 79 to 333 code for a protein of 84 amino acids. Gene Ontology annotation, biological process: G protein-coupled receptor signaling pathway. The record is from RefSeq and is a predicted model, not a curated record. Gene Ontology annotation, cellular component: heterotrimeric G-protein complex.